UUCAUGGUUCCGAGAGAGAGUAGGUCGAUCCAGCGGCUGCACAGAUUGCACAUAAAUAAGAGUUGAACCCGGGUCCGUUUGCGGGCCUGUGGACCGGUACACCAUCGAAUAACCGCCGUCAAACCCGAACAAACGGAGAUAUGGAACUUUAAAACAGAUUUGUUCACGUGUUUUGUUAUUCUUCUGAUGCCGGAGAGUCUGUGCACGCGAUCACACGGAGAAAACGGACUUCUCUCUUCAACAUGGAGAUACCAAUCAGUCAGCAGUGCAGCAGCUGUGACGCGCCGGCCGCCAGAUGUUGGUGCGUGGACUGUAACGAAGCGCUGUGUGACGUCUGCGUGUCGGCGCAUCGCAGAGUGACCGUCACCAGAUCUCACCGGAUCCUCAACCAGCCGCAAGAAGGAGGCGUCUCGACUUGUCCCACCAAGUUCUGCAGACUCCACCCGUCGGAGCCGCUCAAACUCUUCUGCUUCACCUGCAACAUGCUCACCUGCAGAGACUGCCAGCUCACGGCUCACAUGAACCACAGGUAUCAGUUUGUCAGUGAAGCGUUGGACAGUUUGAAGAAGGAGCUGAAGGAUUGUGUUCGGCCAAUCAGAGAACAGCGAGACAACGCGUGGAAGAGUCUGCAGGACAUGGAGACCAGGCUGCGGGAUAUCGCUGACAGCGAGGCCAAUCUGUCGUCUGAGCUGCAGCGCUCGUACUUGUUCCUGACUCAACAAAUCAAAACGAGGAUGGAAGACAUUUUGAAAAAUGUUAAGACGGUUUGUGAAACGGAGACCCAGCUGAUUCAGACAAAGAUGAACAAGUUGAAGCAGCUGCUGAAGGAUCAAGAUUCGGUCGCUAAAUUCACCGAAAAUGCCCGAAAAAGUAACGACGUGUCGACCCUGACUGCCUACAAUGUUCAGAUCAAGUCUCAUGUGAAGGCUUUCCACAAUCUGAACCUGUCUCCUCCUCAGCGUAUGUCCCAGCUCUGGGUCAGCACUGACAAGGUGUCACUGGAGGCCAUUUUGAACUUUGGUCGACUCAACGUUAAUUGGGUCCCUUUCUCCGUCUCAAAUACCUCCAAUCAGAACGCUCCAUCAUCCUCCUCUUCCUCUCCCUCCCUCGCCUCUCCCUCCCCUUCCUCUCCCUCUCUCGCCUCUCCCUCCUCUUCCUCUCCCUGUCCGCCCCCCCUCGGUGGACCCUCCCCCCAAACCAGGACUCUCAUCUCGCCUCCGGCUAAAUGUUCCUCCACGACAUCGACGUCCUGUCCCAGCCAGACGUUUCUAUCCACUUCCUCUUCUCCGUCUUUAGUCCCGCCCCCUCCAGACCAUCUGGCUCCAUCCCAGAAGACGAUCUCCGAUCAGUUCGUGACUCCGCCUCUGAGAACCGCGAACACAGACUCACCUGUUCCUCCCAACUGUCCCGCUACUUCCUGGAAGUCCUCGUCCAAUCAACAGAGUCUUCCUCCUACAUCUUCCAAUCAUUCCAAAGCUCUCAUGACAGCGAGCGUCACUCAAACGGUCCGGCAUCCGAAGAAACACAGACAGACAGUUUCUGACUCCGAGAACAGCCAGCGUCCCCGCUUCGCCGUCCUCGAACUCGUCCAACAGUCUCUGGUUGCUCAGCAACCGGCCACUGCCGCCGUGCUGCUGAGCAACACUCAGAGCGCGUACCAGGUGUCCUGCUUCGCGCUGCUGCCGGCCGCACUGCCGGCCACGCUGCCGGCCGCGCGGCCGCUCAGGCAGAUAGCACCAGGAAACACCGGCCCCGAACCACAGAAGAGCCUGAUGGGAACUAUCGUCCCAGUUUCAACCCCAGGACAGUUGACUCCGGUCCCCGCCCCCAUUACUGGAAACCAGAUCUCUGUCGUGCCGAGUCCCACGGCGGUGCCACGCCAAACGCUGGAAGAACAGCAUCAACGUCUGAAAGAAGUAAACUCCUCUUCAACCAGCCACGCUGCGUCACCGUCCUGCGAGCAGCGUCUCCGCCCGGAUAUCGACCCUCGGCCCUCUUCUCCCAAACAACAGCAGCAGCAGAACAAUCCGGUGGUGAGGGCCGUGGCGGACUCCGCCUGCGACGGUGGCGUGCAGCAGUUCGCCCCGAGGCAGCAGGAACCUGCAGAGAACGAACCCACCUCCACCAUGUCCGAAGAACUGUCGCCUGCAGGAGAACCGUCUGCAGCUGAUGCAUCGGACAGAUACGCAGAAGAACGAGAAGCAUUGGACAGAGACACUGAAGUCUCGGACAGAGAUGCUGAAAUGGUCUCGGACAGAGAUGCUGAAGUAGUCUCGGACAGAGAUGCUGAAGUAGUCUCGGACAGAGAUGCUGAAGUAGUCUCGGACAGAGAUGCUGAAGUAGUCUCGGACAGAGAUGCUGAAGUAGUCUCGGACAGAGAUGCUGAAGUAGUCUCGGACAGAGAUGCUGAAGUAGUCUCGGACAGAGAUGCUGAAGUAGUAACGGACAGAGAUGCUGAAAUAGUCUCAGAAAGAGAUGCUGAAGUAGUCUCGGACAGAGAUGCUGAAGCAGUCUCAGACAGAGAUGCUGAAGUAGUAACGGACAGAGAUGCUGAAGUGGUCUCGGACAGAGAUGCUGAAGCGGUCUCGGACAGAGAUGCUGAAGCGGUCUCGGACAGAGAUGCUGAAACGGUCUUGGACAGAGAUGCUGAAACGGUCUUGGACAGAGAUGCUGAAACGGUCUUGGACAGAGAUGCUGAAGCGGUCUCGGCCAGAGAUGCUGAAGCGGUCUCGGACAGAGAUGCUGAAGCGGUCUCGGACAGAGAUGCUGAAGCGGUCUCGGACAGAGAUGCUGAAAUGGUCUCGGACAGAGAUGCUGAAGUAGUCUCGGACAGAGAUGCUGAAGUAGUCUCGGAAAGAGAUGCUGAAGUAGUCGCGGACAGAGAUGCUGAAAUAGUCUCAGACAGAGAUGCUGAAAUAGUCUCAGACAGAGAUGCUGAAGCAGUCUCUGACAGAGAUGCUGAAGUAGUAACGGACAGAGAUGCUGAAAUGGUCUCAGACAGAGAUGCUGAAAUGGUCUCAGACAGAGAUGCUGAAAUGGUCUCAGACAGAGAUGCUGAAAUGAUCUCAGACAGAGAUGCUGAAGCAGUCUCUGACAGAGAUGCUGAAGUAGUAACGGACAGAGAUGCUGAAAUGGUCUCAGACAGAGAUGCUGAAGCAGUCUCUGACAGAGAUGCUGAAGUAGUAACGGACAGAGAUGCUGAAAUGGUCUCAGACAGAGAUGCUGAAAUGGUCUCAGACAGAGAUGCUGAAAUGGUCUCAGACAGAGAUGCUGAAAUGGUCUCAGACAGAGAUGCUGAAGCAGUCUCUGACAGAGAUGCUGAAGUAGUAACGGACAGAGAUGCUGAAGUAGUCUCGGACAGAGAUGCUGAAGUGGUCUCGGACAGAGAUGCUGAAGCGGUCUCGGACAGAGAUGCUGAAGCGGUCUCGGACAGAGAUGCUGAAGCAGUAUUGGACAGAGAUGCUGAAAUAGGCUCUGACAGAGAUGCCAAAGUAACGGACAGAGACGCUGACUCAUCGGACAGACACCCCGUAGUAUCGGACGGAGACACCGUAGUAUCGGACGGAGACACCGUAGUAUCGGACGGAGACACCGUAGUAUCAGACAGAGAUGCUGAUGAACUUGAACUUUCACUUGAGGUCACGGAAAGUGAAGCUGAAGAACCUGCAGCUGAAGCAUCGGAGACAGACGCUGGAGUGUCUGAAGCAAACGCCGGAGUAUCGGACAGAGACACCGUAAUAUCGGACAGAGACACCAUAGUAUCGAACAGAGACACCAUAGUAUCGAACAGAGACACCGUAGUAUCGGACAGAGACACCGUAGUAUCGGACAGAGACACCGUUGUAUCGGACAGAGACACCAUAGUAUCAGACAGAGAUGCUGAAGUAUUGGACAGAGACACCGUAGUAUCGGACAGAGAUGCUGAAGAAUCGGACAGAGACACCGUAGUAUCGGACAGAGACACCAUAGUAUCAGACAGAGAUGCUGAAGUAUCGGACAGAGACACCGUAGUAUCGGACAGAGACGCCGUAGUAUCGGACAGAGACACCGUAGUAUCGGACAGAGACACCGUAGUAUCGGACAGAGACACCGUAGUAUCGGACAGAGACGCUGAAGAAUCGGACAGAGACACCGUAGUAUCGGACAGAGACACCGUAGUAUCGGACAGAGAUGCAGAAGAGCUUGAUCUUUCACUUGAGGUCACGGAAAGUGAAGCUGAAGCAUCGGAGACAGACGCCGGAGUGUCGAACAGAGACGCUGAACCUGAAAUAUCGGACGGAGACGCUGGAGUGUCAGAUCGAGAUGCUGAAGAACCUGUAGUGUCGGACGGAGAAGCUGGAAUAUCGGACGGAGACGAUGGAGUGUCCAAGUGCAGUUCGAGCCAAUGGCAGCCCAGAGUGUCUCUGUUCAGGCUGCCUGUGCCUUCGCAGCGCCACAAACGUCCCCUACCUUCUUUUCGUUUGCUCGCCGGCGAAGCUGAUGAUGAGAUUUACCUGGAAGAGAUGAGCCAGGAGACUCCGUCCCUCUCUGAUGACCUCACAGAUGACUCCACAGAUGACUUCGGUAUGCCGUCGCCUCCCGGCUCGCCUCCCGGCUCGCCUCCCGGCUCGCCUCUGGCUGUGCAGAUGGUCGCCUGCUCCGCCUGCCGAUUGGCCAACGCGUCCAUCAUCUGUAUGUCCUGCGGCCGCGGAUUCCACCAAGACUGCCACAUUCCUCCGGUCCGUCCGGACAUCAUGUCGGACUGGAUAUGCUCGCUGUGCCAGGACCUGUCGGACCCCUCGGACCCCUUCCUGUCCCACCGCCCACAGAGACCUGCGAGUCUCGGCCUCAGUCUGCUCAACCAGAGGAGAUGUGAGAAGCUGUUGCUGCUCCUGAAGGUGAAGGCCAGCAGUCGACUCUCUGAGGGAGGGUGCGGUCGCCACGUCGUGGCUCACCUGGACUGGAUGAAGGAUCGUCUGACUCGCGGCUCACCUGCCUAUCAGACAGCUGCAGACUUCCUGUCUGACGUCCGGAGGCUCUUCAGAGACGCUGCACCGGGUGACUCCUUUCUGAAUAAUCUGCAGAAGAGGAUGAGGAGUUUGAGCGCGGCGUUUAUGGCCGAAGAGAAGUCUACUGCCGGCGCGUCGCUCGGCGCCAACGUGGCCGCAGACGCACCAGAGAGCGAGGGGUCAAAGGUCACGGCGCAGGAAGAACCGGAAGUGAUGUCAUACGAGGCCAGACUGAAGGAGACGAGGAAGAGGCUGCGGGAGGCUCUGAUGGACGUGUGUCUCUCCAAGAGGAGGAAGACAGAACCACCCUCCGAGGAUUCUGGGAACUGAAGUUCAAACUGUCGGAGGGUUGGAGGCACUACAAGAGGAGGAAGAUGGAACUUUUCCCUGAGGAUUCUGGGAACUGAAGUCCUGUGUGUGUGUGUGUGUGUGUGUGUGUGUGUGUGUGUGUGUGUGUGUGUGUGUGUGUGUGUGUGUGUGUGUGUGUGUGUGUGUGUGUGUGUGUGUGUGUGUGUGUGUGUGUGUGUGUGUGUGUGUGUGUGUGUGUGUGUGUGUGUGAAGGGAUACAGCUACGGUCCAAAGUUACACUAAAUCUCCCAAAAUCUAAACUAACCUAAUCUCAUUUUAAUCAGGAGGUCAACUAUAAGGGUUGCACAAUGGCCCACAGACACACACACAGAAAAAGUUGUAUUUGUACGUUCAGUUCUUCAGACUCUGAAGUGUGUGUGUGUGUG
Messenger RNA from Perca fluviatilis (European perch), 5722 nucleotides. It is a transcript of the gene trim33l, whose product is annotated as tripartite motif containing 33, like. Lineage: Eukaryota; Metazoa; Chordata; Actinopteri; Perciformes; Percidae. The transcript is spliced from 17 exons. Gene Ontology annotation, molecular function: zinc ion binding. The coding region runs from base 243 to 5318 and encodes 1691 amino acids. The record is from RefSeq and is a predicted model, not a curated record.